AUGCGUUUCCUGUCGGUGGCUACCACCGCGCUUCUGGUCGCGGCGCGCGUGGCCGAAGCCUCUCCUGCUCCCUCGUCAGAGGCUGUUUCCAGCCAAGUUGGAGGCAACACGGCCAACAACAACAAUAACAACAACAAUGACCCGUUGGCGAACAUCCUCCCUACGCAGGAGACCACCGCUCCGGCUCCCACCGUGAAGCAGCAGACUGUCGAGGCGGCUCAUACUACCGCUGCUGCUCAAGCUCAGGCUCCGGCGGCCCAAUCUGAAGCAAAGCCCUCGACCGAGGAGACUUCCCCUGCUGAAGCAAAGCCCUCGGCAGAGCAGACUUCUGCUGCGGCGGCGCCAGAGCCGGCUGCUACCACGGCUGAUGCUGCUGCCCCUAAUGGCGGCUUGGUUGGCGCCAUCUCGUCGGUGCUCUCUCCUGCGGAUAGCUCCAAGGGUAGCGCUGCCGCCGCUCCCACGAGUGCCCAGGCUACUGCUGCCGCGCCGUCCUCAACCCCCUCUGCCUCUUCUGGAUCCUCGUCUGGCUCUUCCUCUUCCUCGUCUAGCAGCAGCGCUGACAGCAUCCUCGGAGACAUCACGAAGCCCUUCCAGGAGUUCGGUGAGGGUCUUGAGGGCCUUUUGGACCCUGGCUUCCUCGCCACCGUGACCAACACCUUCAAGUACCUCUCUACCGGUCUGGCGCCCCCCGUUGACAACCAGAUCCGUGUCCUCGUUGGCAACGCCAACGACCUCCUGACGCCCGAGUUCAACAAGAAGGUGGUGGGUCUCAUCGACACCGCCACCAACCUCUUGACCCCCGAGUUCGGCAAGAAGGUCGACACGCUAAUCGACAACGCCAACAACCUGCUGACGGCUGAGUUCAACAAGAAGGUCGACGGCCUGAUCGACAGCGCCGCCGGCCUGCUUACCGAGCAGUUCAGCAAGAAGGUCGACACGCUCAUCGACAACGCUAACGAACUGCUGACGGCCGAGUUCAACAAGAAGGUUGACGGGUUGAUCGACAACGCCGCCGGCCUCCUGACCGCCCAGUUCGCCCAGAAGACCAACAACCUCAUCAACAACGCCAACCUGCUGCUCACGCCGGACUCCGUCAAGACCAUCGACAACGUCCUCGGCAAGGCCGGCCCGCUCAUCAACAACGCCGAGCCGCUCGUCAAGAACGCCAACUCGCUCCUCACCCCGGAGUCCGUCAAGUCCAUCGGCGUCCUGCUCAACAAGGCCGGCCCGCUCGUCAACGACGCCAGCGAGCUCCUCGGCGGCGACAACGUCAAGACCAUCGAGGGCCUCGUCGCCAACGCCAACACCCUGCUCACGCCGGACUUCGUCAAGAAGACCAACAGCCUGAUCAACAACGCCGAUGGCCUCCUCACCCCGUCCGUCGCCAGCGCCCUCAAGCAGAUCCUCGGCGACGUCGUCCCGCUGCUCCCCGCCCUCAAGCCGCUCCUCACCGAGGACACCAUCCACGGCCUGACCGGCCUCCUCAGCAACGCCGAGGCCCUAUUGACUGCCAACUUCGUCAACGAGACCACCUCGCUUGUCGGCUCCGCCAGCGAGCUCCUCACUCCGGACCUCGCCAAGAACCUCAAGGACCUCCUCGGCGACGUUAUGCCGCUCCUGCCCGAGCUGAAGCCUCUGCUUACCUCCGACUCUAUUCACGGCAUUACCAGUCUCCUCAGCAACGCCGAAGCCCUGCUGACCGCUAACUUCGUCAACGAGACCUCGUCGCUCGUCGGCUCCGCCAGCGAGCUCCUUACCCCAGACCUCGCGAAGAACCUCAAGGACCUCCUCGGCGACGUCAUGCCGCUCCUGCCCGAACUGAAGCCCCUGCUCACCACCGACUCCAUCCACGGCAUCACUGGUCUGCUGAGCAACGCCGAGAAGCUCCUCACCCCCAGCUUCGUCAACGAGACCUCGUCGCUGGUCAACUCCGCCGGCGAGCUCCUCACGCCCGAUCUCGUCAAGAACUUGAAGGAUAUCCUGGGAGACGUCAUCCCUCUCAUGCCCGAGCUCAAGCCCCUGCUGAAGCCCUCGACUAUCUCCGAAGUCUCCGGUCUGCUGACCAACGCCGCCGACCUCCUCACGCCCAAGUUCGUCAACGAGACGUCGCUUCUCAUCGACGAUGUGACGGAUGCGCUGCCCAUCCUGGAUGCGCUGCUGAAGUCGCUGUAA
This is a messenger RNA of Aspergillus terreus NIH2624, 2172 nucleotides long. RefSeq lists its product as uncharacterized. The record is from RefSeq and is a predicted model, not a curated record. Lineage: Eukaryota; Fungi; Ascomycota; Eurotiomycetes; Eurotiales; Aspergillaceae. Bases 1 to 2172 code for a protein of 723 amino acids. The transcript has a single exon.